Messenger RNA from Tricharina praecox, 1173 nucleotides. RefSeq lists its product as uncharacterized. The transcript is spliced from 9 exons. The coding region runs from base 1 to 1173 and encodes 390 amino acids. The record is from RefSeq and is a predicted model, not a curated record. NCBI's taxonomy places the organism in Eukaryota, Fungi, Ascomycota, Pezizomycetes, Pezizales, Pyronemataceae.
AUGAAACGCAGGCUCGAGUUCCUGACUCCUGAGGUAUUUUUUUCUAUCUCUCUCUUCUCGAGAAGCUCAUUGUUUCCCUUUCGUACCGAGGCUUCCACAGGCUUCGACUCGAUGAUUGAAUUCCAACCGUCGGAAUCCUCCGGUAACCCCACCGCCCCCACCAAUUCGUCGCUCACCGAGCGACGAGCGACGAGAUUGUCCCACCAGGGCAUUAGUCGUGUCAAUUGUGUAGAAGGCAAGAAUCCAUCUUCCGACAAGGACUUAGGAGAUGGCAGCUUUUGCGACUGUCCGUACCAUCAAUCCCAUCUGCUUUCCUCCUCUUGGCUGGCUGGCUGGUUGGCAAGCAUGCGGUCCUUCUCCAUGUAUGCCUUCAUCCUCUCCUCGAGUAGCUCGAGCGAGCGAGGCCGUGGGCCGUUGGUCGACGGAGACGUCUCCGCAGAACCGAAACACCAUCCGGGUGCUGACGCGGCCGACACAUCCGAGAUGCUGUGCCGGUCUUUGUGCUGGUACAGGCCUUACCGGCUGGGCCGUUCGACGGUCCGCAGCCGUGACUCAUUUAUCGAAUCACCGUCGAGGAGUCGAGGAAGGCCGGGGGAGGUCGGAAUCUACUGCCAGUGGGCUACUUGCGAGUACAUACAUGCAUACAGCAGUAAUCAGUGCCGUCCUCCGCUCAGCUGGCAAGAUGACGAGUCAAUACCGGUAGUUACUGGUUAUCCCUUGAGCGCUGACGGCGGCGGAUAUCAUGUUCACGAUUCGCAGAGCAUUGUUUGCACGUACGUACAAAUGUACGAAUAUCCUGGGUACGCCGACGAUGCCCUACCCGUCACCGGAGAUCUAGAACAGCGGCACAUACCUACCGGUCCGAGUCAUGCGGCGGAGUCGACGCCGCAACCGCAACCGCCAAACCGCCGUCGGUGCGGUGGCCUCGUAGACGCCCAGCGCGUAGGUAGUGACAAUGAUACAUCUCUACCGCCCAAUUGGGCGGCCGGAGCACUGCGCACUCUACUCCUCAUACAUACUCUCUUUAGCGGAGGUAUUCCGGCCGUGCAGAUCCGGGGCCGCCGGGGCAGCCGGGGCACCCGGAAGGAGCGCACGUGGACGUUCGACAUGUUCUGUGUAGAGUACCGCCCAGUGUCCCGGGAGAUACGGAGGCGGAGGACCGUCGCGAACUGA